CCACUAAACUCCUGAGUCUGGAGGAGGCCCAGGCCAGGACCCAGGCGCAGAUCAACUCUCCAGUCACUGAAGACAGCAAAUACAUCGAGGUGGGCGAAGGUCCGGCGGCCCUGCAGGGAAAGUUCCACACUGUCAUUGAAUUUCCCACCGAGAGGAAGAGGCCUCCCAUUAAAUCCAAGAAGUCUCCUGUGGGUAGUUGGCGUUCUUUCUUCAACCUGGGCAAGUCUUCCUCGAUGUCCAAACGCAAGCUGCCCCGCAACCCCAGUGAGCCCAAUGAACUAAAGGCCAUGGCUCUCGCUGGAGGCAGAGGAGACACGGCAACAUUAAGAUCAGCCAAAAGUGAAGAGUCACUGAGUUCCCUGCACAAUGUUGAAGGAGAGUCCAAGCUGUACCGUCCUCGGCGGCCGCGCUCCAGCAGCGACGCCCUGUCAGCUUCCUUUAACGGCGAGCUGCUGGACAGCCGACAGCACUGCAACUCCUACGACAACCUGGGCACUACGGAGGACAGCGACGGAGACGACGGGCCCAUCUGUGUGCCGGCCCUCAUCUCCCCUCCCCGCUCGGCAGGUGAAGAUGUGGACCUUAGCCCGCCAGACAUCGGCAUGGCCACCUUGGACUUUGACCCCAUGUCUUUCCAAUGCAGUCUCCCCGAUACCUCUUACCCCUUCCCCCUGGAUGACUCACCCGCUGGGGCUGAGGGUUCCACGUUAAAGAGGAGCCCCGGAAGUAACUGUGGCAAGACCAAUGGCUCUGACCUCAUCUCUGCUACCUUCCUGGGUAGCUUGAUGUCCCCCUUGUUGUCCACAGACUUAUUCCUGGCCGCUGGAGAGAAGGUGGAAAGCAAGAAACUGCCUACUUCCUAUUCUUACAGCGAUAAACCAACACAGGCCGUGUCGCCCAUUAAAUGUGGAAAGACCACAAGUUUAACACCAUUUGCCACCUCAGAGCUUUUCUCUACUAAGAGUCCUGACAAAAAUACAACUGGAAAGGCUGUCUCUCCACAGCCAUUAUCUCCUCCUCCUGCAGCCAAGGACUCUCCUCCCCUGAUGGGCAGUGUGCUGCUGAGGGCAGCCGAGCCUUCGCUAAGCGAAGCUUUCCAAAUGGAGCUGCACUCUAAGCUGACGGGUUGCGACAGCGUGGACGGUCGAGAGCUGAAGGGAGAGGACAGCAUACAGCAGGCGCCAGCCGCCAGCAACCAAGAGGACCAAGGAGUCGUAGCUCCGGACUCGUCAAAGGACCUCACCCCUCGUUCCCUCAGCUCUACAAUUCCCACUGUUGCCCCUCUUCCUCCUCCUCCCCCUCCUAAAAAUGCUGCCCGCAUGUUGGCCCUGGCCCUGGCAGAGUCUGCCCAGCAGGUCUCCAGUCAGUCUCAGUCCAGAUCCUCUGAGCCUUCCACACCGCUGUCCCCUCUGCUGCAACAGGAGGUCUCUGACUUCCAGGACACGUCACAUCCUCGGGUCCCACAUUUCCACGCUUCCUCCUCUGAGGGAACGGGAACAGGAAGUUCCCCGCCUCCACACAGCGCUGCUCCAACUGUCAUUUCAGCGUCAUCUUAUCCCUCCACUUCCAGUCCUACAAUCAAACCCCAGCCUCUAGAGUUUACCAGCACCACUACCAAGCCGUCAGCCAGGACCGAGUCCUCUACAACUCCACCUGCAACACAGCCAGAAACAGACUCCACCCCCCCAGACACUCCUUUUUACAAGUGUGCUCCAGGCCCCAGUUCAACCAGCCUGACUUCUCCAAUCAGGAAAAGUCCCGAAAGGCAGCAGCCUGUCCCAGGACAGACCCCAGUCCGUCCCAGCUCAUCUGGUACCACUCCAGCCACCUUCCCAAGUGGCAGCUGCAAAGAUACUAGAGUCUUACCCCAGCUUGUUCCUGAGGUCACACCAGAGGAGACUGAACCCCCCCCAGUUCUUCCAAAACCAUCAGAGAAGCCACCUCCAGCAAUUCAAAAGCCCAAGAGGCAUGCAGUCUCGCUGCCCAAGCAUCAAACACAAAAAACACAGCAACAGAGCCCAGCUCAGAUACAGCCUCAGACCCAGAUCCAACCCCAAACACAACCUCAGCUCCCCUCGAAGGCCAGCGCAAGAGUGGCCCCCACUUCUGCUGAGCCUCUUGAGAAGCCUUGGGAGGCCAUAAAGCCAGUACAGCCCUGUACAGAGUCUGCAAAGUACCACAACGUGUACGGACCCACACCUCCAGCCCCUCCUGUCCGCACCAUAGAGAGCAAACUGGCCACAGCCGCACUCAGCCAAAGCGAAGCCUCCUAUGUUCUGGGGGAAGGCCCGGUGCCUUGCCAUCCGGAGGCUGCCCUGCCUCACCAUCCCCCUUCUCCUCGUAAAUCUUCCACGCACCAGCCAGCCUAUCUGUACCACACUAAAGGAGAAUUAAUUGAGCCUCCCGGAGCUGCAUACUACCACCAGAGACCGGUUCCGCUGGGCCCGCAGUCCGUGCCACACCACUUCCGGCCCGACAGCGUCCCUCCACACCUCUCCUACGUGUCCAAAUCAGAGCCUCAGAUACCUUACAGUGCCCGACUAGACAACAGAUACAGCACUUUAGGCCCCAGGUCCCACCACCACUCUAUGAAGUCACGAGGAAACCCCCGCGGUGUGUACGUGUCUCCGGGGCCGGGGAAUCAGGGUUAUAGCCAUGACAGAAACCAAGGCUAUCCCACCAUUCGCCGAGUGCACUCACUCCACGUUCCUUCCACUAUCCGCUCAGUGCCCAUCCAAAGGACUGAAGUUCCCCCAGAUGACGAGAUUUUCUUCUACCAUCGACCCAUGUAUCCGUGCAAAGCCUACCAGCAGCCCCCCCAGCAGUCCUCACAGGCCGACUACCACGUCACCCAGCUGCAGCCUUACUUUGAGAAUGGACGUGUGCAGUAUCGCUACAGUCCAUACUCUGGCUCGAGCCCUUUGGAGGCGCCUUACUAUGACAUUGACCCUUACGGCACCAUCCGGGUCCGACACCUCCCCUCCCAUGGCAGCCGAGAUCCGGGAGCCGCUGCUGGCCAACCGGGUGGAAAGGCGACCGGGUACCACUACCUUGCUCGCCAUGUCAUCCCACCUGGCAAGGAGCACAGCUUUGUGAGCAGGGACAUGCCCCCCAGUCAUGGAACCAAGGAAGCUGCUGCUUACCUCGUUUGGAGCCCCGAGGAGUCUGAAAGGCUCCGCAUGCACUCCAUCCGCAGGGAGAGCCGGGCCAGACAGAAGAUCAAAGGCCCUGUCCUCUCUCAGUAUGACAACGUCGGCUUGUUUGCACCAGCAGACAUACCAAGCUAUGAAACCCUGCACCUGCGCAGCAAAUCCGACCCGGGUAAAGCUGUGCUGGUUGCAGCCGAGAGCAAAGACGGCCGCUACCUGCCCAGACACAUGGCGUCAGACGCCGACGUCCUCAUGUACAUGGAGACAGACAAGCAUGUCCAGGGCAGCGCAGUAGGCGACAAGUCAGACGGCCUUGGCAAGCAUAGCAGUACCAAGAAGUGCAAAUCCUCCCACUCCCUUCCAGCUACUCUGAGCCACAGUCUGUCCCAUCAGCAGGAGAGCAGCCGGCACGACGCCAAGUACGAGACCGGAGACGACAAGCUGGGCGGGGACGGCAGCAGGUCUAAACACUGGCAGCAGGAGUAUCCCAACAAGUGGAACUUCCAGCCACGUUACGAGGGCCCGGAUUCUGACCACCACCAGGGUAAAGCGAAACCGUCGGGCGGCUACCACAGUACAGAGGACCAGGCGUCGGCGCCCAGGGAACAACAGGCCCGCUCCAAAGUGGAGCGGUCCCACAGCGUCCGGGAGCAGCAGCACUACAGCCAGGGCAACCCCGACCUGGACAGAGACUUCUCAUAUCAGAAACACGGCCCAAAGCCAGCGCUGUCCCACUACGACAACUUGGACGAUUACCACCCAGUACCUCAGCCUCCGGCCCCGGUUCAAAAACGUGGAGGCUCCAGCUCCUAUCCCGCCCCCGGGUUCACAGUGAGCCACAGCAACAGGGCGUACUCCACAGCACUGGGCCAGGGAGCCUUUAUCCAGACUGACAUGGCCAUGCAGAGGCCAGAGACAGAGAUACGUACAGAAUGAAGCAUUUAGGAGGGGGUGGACGUGUGAAAUUAUCUUUAGCUGUGUAGAAGAAAGACUCCAUUGCGCUACGGUUGCAGCCUCUGCAGGACAGUGGACUGUAGUAUCACCAAUAUUUUUGCUCCUCUGUAUUUUUAAUGAAUUGUAAAGAAAAUUGUAAGACUUUUCACAGAAAGUCCUGAAUGUACCUGAAAUUAUUGUCCAAUGGGUCAUAUUAUUGUGAUUGAUUGAGACAGUAGCCAGUCCUAAAUGUAAAUGAUAUGAAAGAUGUAAGGUACUUUUAACAGGGACACAAAAAUGUAAAAUAUAUAUACCAUAUAUAUAUACAUAUAUAUGAAUAGAAUUACUAGUAAAACGGGAUUUUAGUUGUUUUUUUUUUUGUUUUUUUUAGGUGUGGCACUGGGUAUGAGCAUCAACUGGGAUUAAGGUUUGCAUUUUAGAAAUGCAUGCACACUAUCUCUUACAGAACAGUUCUGUGUCGUUCAAUAUCCAUUGCGUUCUUUCUGGAUGUUACAGCACAAGUUAUUGGAGGAAAAUAUAUUUAGGUCAUCGCAUCCUCCCUCUGCUAAUAUGUACACGUACAAGUAGGCGGUGCGGGGAAGAAUCCGACUGGGCGUGAGGUUUGAUAAGGAGCUGCAAUGGGUUACUUUCAGAUAAUAUAGUGGUUAUCAAUGUCUUAUUUUCUGUGUGACUGUGCCAUUUUUAUGUAACUUUGCUAUAAACAGAUUUCAAUCACUUGUAAUGGAAUGGUUUGGUACUUAUUUUUUUUUUUUUGGAAGAGGGACCAAACGACUUGGCGCUGUUGUUGCACAUACCCGGAUGAAGAGGGGAAGGUGGAUGGAUGCCUGUUGUACCUUUUUAAAAUGUUUUUUUUCACCGCAUUCUUGGUACUUUCAUGAACUGGACUGACUGAAUAAAGCUGAGAACAAUAUCCUCUCAAACAACGUGGUGAAAACAUGUAGCCGCUGCUUUGUGGGGGGGGGGGGGGGAACAACUUGGAGAUCAGCCUUAAAUUUUGUUCCACAGACCAUAUUUUGUUUACUUCACCAUUGCCAUAAUGCAUUGGGAUAUCUAGAUUUAAGAUCACCUUUGAUGAUUUUGGAUUGUUCAGGGUUGACAGGAGAGGUGACCCACUGGGGACAUCACUGGUUCUGAAUUUAAAACAAUUGGGGAGGGAAUUCUUUUAUUCUGUUUUUUUUUUUAGCUAUCUGGGGCCAUUUCUUUUCAGUCUGGAAAUUGAUGUACAUUCAUCUGGUAUUAUACUACAUGCCCUUUUGGUUUAUCAUACUGUAUGGAUUACAAUAUGUUUCAAAUAUGUCUAAAUCCAGGUUGUACUCUGUAACUGUUUGACUUCUAUUGCUUGCAGGUUUUGCUCCUCUUGCCUUAUCUAAAGCCUCGACCUUUUCAGAUGGGGAACUGAAGUAAGGCGCUGUCUAAUUGAAUGUGAAAACACUCCUCUCUCUCAAACUAGAGGUGUCUGCAGUUAGAGAUGAAAUGAAUAAAACUGUUCAGGAAUAGCU
This is a messenger RNA of Etheostoma spectabile (orangethroat darter), 5602 nucleotides long. RefSeq names its product rho GTPase-activating protein 32. NCBI's taxonomy places the organism in Eukaryota, Metazoa, Chordata, Actinopteri, Perciformes, Percidae. Gene Ontology annotation, molecular function: GTPase activator activity. Bases 234 to 4085 code for a protein of 1283 amino acids. The transcript has 6 exons. Gene Ontology annotation, cellular component: nucleoplasm; cell cortex; actin cytoskeleton. The record is from RefSeq and is a predicted model, not a curated record. Gene Ontology annotation, biological process: small GTPase-mediated signal transduction.